AUGAUGCCUGGAGGCUUAUCUGAGACCAAGACUGCUACUCCAGAAGUCCAGCAUAUUGUUAACCAGGUGAAGCCACAAUUUGAAAGCAGGGAAAACAGGACAUUUCGUAUCUUCAAAGCCAUAGUAUAUAAGACUCAGGUGGUUGCUGGCAUCAACUAUUUCAUUAAGGUCCAAGUUUCCGAUGAUGAUUAUGUCCACUUAAAGGUGUUUCAGGGCCUUUCUCAUGAGAACCAAGGUCCUAACCUUGACGGUUUUCAGACUGGCAAAACCAGAGAUGAUCCUCUGACCUACUUCUGAGAGACGAUGAGGAAUUGGUGCCUCACUUGUAUGGGAGCUCUGCCUGUGUCAGUAAA
Molecule: messenger RNA, 353 nt
Organism: Indicator indicator
Lineage: Eukaryota; Metazoa; Chordata; Aves; Piciformes; Indicatoridae
Product: cystatin-A-like
Exons: 3
Coding region: 1-297 (98 amino acids)
Cellular component (GO): cytosol
Molecular function (GO): cysteine-type endopeptidase inhibitor activity
Source: RefSeq, a predicted model, not a curated record